CGUGCUGUGGGCCGACAAGCGGAAGUGACGUGCACCGCGCUCCACGUCUCACUUUCGCAAUCUUCCGACAGCCAGAGAGAAGCCGAAGUGGAAGAUGGCUGCGGUGGAGCGUCCCCCGGCGAAAGAGGGGGCUCGGAUAGUGUUCCUGUGCGUGUGCUGGUACACCGUGAGCUCGGGGGGCAACGUGGUGAACAAGAUCAUCCUCAAUGGCUUCCCUUAUCCCGUCACGGUGUCGCUCUUCCACAUCUUCUCUAUCGUCCUCUUCCUUCCACCGCUGUUGCGGGCAUGGGGAGUCCCGAAGAUCGAGCUGCCCAGCAGAUAUUUCCGCUGGUACAUCAUUCCCCUGGCUUUCGGGAAAUACUUUGCCUCUGUUUCGGCCCACUUCAGCAUAUGGAAAGUGCCAGUUUCCUACGCACACACCGUAAAAGCCACAAUGCCAAUUUGGGUCGUGCUGCUGUCAAGAAUUAUCAUGAAGGAGAAGCAAACGACGAAGGUGUACGUCUCCCUCAUCCCCAUCAUCGGAGGGGUGCUGCUGGCCACCGCCACGGAGUUGUCCUUCGACAGUCUGGGGCUCAUCAGCGCCCUGGCGGCCACGCUCUGCUUCUCCCUGCAGAACAUCUUCUCCAAAAAGGUGCUGCGGGACACGCGGAUCCACCACCUGCGGCUGCUCAACAUCCUGGGCUUCAACGCCGUGUUCUUCAUGGUGCCCACGUGGGUGCUGGUGGACCUCUCCUCCUUCCUGGUGGACCCCGAUCCGACGGACACAACGGGCUGGACCCGCACCUUCCUCCUGCUGCUGGUCAGCGGGUUCUGCAACUUUGCCCAGAACGUGAUCGCCUUCAGCGUGCUGAACCUGGUCAGCCCGCUGAGCUACGCCGUGGCCAACGCCACCAAGCGCAUCAUGGUCAUCAGCAUCUCGCUGUUCAUGCUGCGCAACCCCGUCAGCUCCACCAACAUCCUGGGCAUGAUGACGGCCAUCGUGGGCGUCUUCCUCUACAACAAGGUGAGCCUCCAGGCCACUGGGUGGCACUGCUGCGCACAGGCAAAGUACGACGCCAACCACGAGAAGAAGCUGCUGCCCAGCAGCAAGCAGGACCUGGUGACCUUUGACUCCCCGGCGCCGCUGGAGAGGUUACAGGCCAACGGGGUCUCCCUGCCCUUCACGCACGGGUCGGAGCCACAGCACAACCGCAACAACGUGCUGACGGACCACUUCCAGUAUAGCCGGCAGGCCUACACGACGAACCACCAGUACGUGGUCUAGAACGCUGGGGCCUCUCCAUGGACUUGACUGUAUGUAGCUAACCCCCCCCCCCAUGCCCCCCAGACACCCCCACACACCCCACCUUAGUGUAGCGACGGCCAGGCUUGGACAGCCCUCCCUGAGUGUGCGAGUUGAGCUAAGGGACCGUUCUUAUCACGCCGGGGCUGAUGGGAGAUGUAGUUGUAAGAUCAGAAAGGCCAGUAGCCUCAUCUGCCCAACAAGCCCACCUCCGCAGUCACUUUUCUUAGCGGUUCACCGGCAUAUCGUUUUUAUUUUUAUUUAUUGGUUUAGUUUUGGUACUCUGAUGUUAUGGUUUUUUAAUAGUAGACUUUUUUUUUUUGAGUCUACUAUUGGUGUGUGUGUGUGUGUGUGUGUGUGUGUGUGUGUGUGUGUGUGUGUGUGUGUGUGUGUGUGUGUGUGUGUGUGUGUGUGUGUGUGUGUGUGUGUGUGUGUGUGUGUGUGUGUGUGUGCGUGUGCAUGCACAUGUUGGGAGUGUACACGUUGCAUCUGAAUAAUUAUUUUCAUAUUCAAUCAAGCCACAGGUUGAGUUAAUUUGUGAACAUCUCUAGGGAAUCAUGCUCCAUGUGUUAUCUUUGUUCUAUAAAUGUCCCGUUCGCGGGCACCUUAGGAUAAUUCAAUGUUGGGGGUCAAAUGUAUCCUGCUCAUUAGAACCCAAAUUCAAUGAUAAUCUCGUCACAUGGAUUUGUUGUUUGUGCGAAAUACAAUAUUUGCAUGAUAAAACCAAAUAUUUAAAUUCAGAAAUAAAUGGUUACGUCUUUUUAUAUAUAUUUUUUUAGUAACUGCUACCGCCAUUGAAAACACUUUCGUCUGAUUAAUAUUCUGGUUAAGAAUUCAAGGGGUUGCGCAAUGUGAGCUAUAUUGCAGGCCCCGCCCCUUUCCAAGCAAGCAGGCGACGCCCCUUUCCCAGCAAGUGUACAAAGCUGAACAGCUGACCAAUCCUCUGUUCUCUUUGGCCCUCACACUACUCCUCCAAAAGAGGCUGAUGCUCUCAUUGGAUAAAAUCCUGCCCAUAUUGGGAACAACAAUCUAUUGUAACUGACCAGGCGUACGGGGUGUCGCAAAGAUACUUGUCUUCAGUAGCCAAAUAUCGAUUUGGAAAGAACAUUUCCAGAUGUUCACGUAGGAUCAUUGGUUUGGGGAAAUUCACCCCUGGUCUAAAAAUCAUUACGCACCUUUUCUGCAUAACUUGACACUGAGACUAUUUCUCAAGGCUAGAGUGGUCCAUGACCUGUCCUGUUAGGAUGACUUCGUGGCCAUCGACCAGAGAAGAGUGGAUACCAAAAUGAAGCGAUUCAAAUUUCUCAAACCAUAUGUAAGAGGCCAGCUGUGGGCCUUCCAGAUAUAAUUUUUUUAUGUAUUGUUUCUUUCGUCAUAUUUUCUACCUGAUGUGAGCUGUAUUAGAUGGGUCAAUGUUAAACUCAAGUUGUCAAACCAGUCGGCAUGUGUACCCUUAAGCACCUACAUGUUAGUAGGCUGGAAACGUUCAGAAUGUAAACGACUCUAGCAGUGUUAUGUCCCCUACAACUGACCAACCGUGUGACAUCAGCAAUGACUACGGAUUCCUCCAGGUAAACUACGAGCUAGUUGAAAGGUUACACAUGGCGACGUUAAUUAGAAUUGAAUAAUUAAUGUUUUUUUCAAUGUUUUAAUUCUGGGGUUCAGAUUAUGGUUGAGUAAAUCAUCUGUACGUGCGUAACACAAAUUCUUUCAACCACCAGAUUUGCACUUUGUUAAUCAAAGCAAGAUGAGUUUAGCAAUCAACACUGUAUUUUUUGUUUAUUUUUUUUAAGGAAGUCAGGCUAGCUAGCUAUCCUCUGAACAAAACAUUUUAAUAACUUGAUGUCAAGGCACGGGAAAUGUAUUAUUACUUUUACAAAUGAGGAAAUGAAGGAUUCUAUAUACCUGGUUGUUAUUAACAGAGCAAUGGUUAGGUGGUUUGUGAUGAUUAGCCUUCUUAGAGCCGAGCGAUCACUUAGCUUUGCUGAUGGGGUGUCUUAAUCUUUAUUUACUUGGAGGAUACUUAAUGAUAUACAUGGCACAACUCUUUUUUUUUUUUGCUUUUUUUUUUCUGUUAUCAGUAGAGAGAUCACAAUAAUAAAAAAAAGAAUGGGAGAGAUGAAGAUUCAUUUGAAAUCUGUUGCGGAUUACUUUAGUUUCUUUUGUCUUUUGUUUCUUUGUUAACAUGAAUGUCGCCCUGAAUCUCUGGUAUUGAAUUGUUCAAUAGGUCAUUUUUGUAUUUGUUGUCUAUCUCUUGAGGGUUCAAACCGAACACACUGCACCCCCCCUCCCCUCCCACCAUCGAUGAUAGCAAUAGUAUAACACUUUUAUUUUUAACUAUUUUGUUAACACGUCUCGCCAGUCUGUUUUUCCUGGAGUGGAUUCGCUUGCCUUUUUUAACUUCUACAUAUCUUGAUGAAACAUGUGACCCCAGCAAGGAUAAA
Gadus chalcogrammus (walleye pollock) is the source of this 3726-nucleotide messenger RNA. It is a transcript of the gene slc35e1, whose product is annotated as solute carrier family 35 member E1. Bases 95 to 1264 code for a protein of 389 amino acids. Gene Ontology annotation, cellular component: Golgi apparatus. The record is from RefSeq and is a predicted model, not a curated record. The transcript is spliced from 6 exons. NCBI's taxonomy places the organism in Eukaryota, Metazoa, Chordata, Actinopteri, Gadiformes, Gadidae. Gene Ontology annotation, molecular function: antiporter activity.